UUCGCGACAGACAGACGUAUACGCCCACGCGUUUGAACGCCUCCCCCUUUAAUAUUUGAAAAGCUGGGGAAAGCCAGAAAAUCGUAAACGAACCGAAGCGAGCGCGCGCGUUGUGUACGGGCAUCGGAGAAUCGGAGAAUCCGAGAAGCGGAGAAUCGUACAUCGGACAUCGGAAGUUCUGCUUUGGAGUGGAGCAGCGACGUCGUGACCGAGCUCGAAAGAAACAUCAUCGUCGCUUUAAACCACGGGUCUGCGUCUGCUCUUUUCGGGGGGCAGCUGUUGCCCCAUGGAACUAUGCUCGGAUAUAUCAUCGUAACGCCGCGCCAGCUAAACCUAAUCCUACGGCCAAUGCAGAGUCAUCUAAAUACCUAACCUACGAAAUAAAACCAAAACGAUCUCUGGCAUCGCACUAAAACAAAUUGCAUCUAACUUACUCUCUGUGUGUAUGUGUGUGUGUGUGUGUGUGUGUUAUGUUUUGUAAAUUUGGUUCGUUGUUAUUAUCCGUACCCGUAAUACCACACCACCAUACUACUCUACUACACCUAUCCGCCUGAAUUAAAACCAAACCAAAUCCAAAGCCUGCCCGCUAACGAUCAUGCAUAAACCAAAGCUAGCGAAUGCUAUAACCGCUGCCGCCAUUGCCUCAUCCAUAUCCACAAAAAACAACAACAACAACAACAUCAGCGGCGGCAGCAGCAGCAGCAACAGCAGCUCCAGUGGCAACAACAAAUCAAAGAGACCACGUCAGUUUGGCAAACAUACGUUUGGAGCUGGGGGGCUCCUCCGGCCGGACGACUCCGGUUACGAUCAUCAUCUCGACCAUACAUCACUAAUUGGUGAUUCGAUUGAUUUAGAGCACUACAUCAGCGCCAUGGAGGCACGUCGACAUGACCAAGAGCCAGAUGUCUGGGCCCAACUGCAGCAGAAGGAAUCGGACAUACUUUUGGCCGCUGAAUUGGGGAAGGCAUUGCUUGAGAAGAACGAAGAGCUGGUCAAGCAGCAGGAGAAGCUCAUAGAGGACUAUUCAACCAAAAUUGAGAAACUCGAGCAGGAGAAGCAUGUGCUGCGCCAGAAACUGGCUAUCGCCGAGGACGAGAGUGAUCAGCGCGUCCUUGAGCUGCAGUCCGAUCUUACAGAGCUCAAGGAUAAACUGCUGGCCCAGGAUACGGCCAUUAGGCAGGCGGAGAAAGAGAAGACCAUCCUGAUCGACGAGCUGCAGCACCAGAACACACGUCUCACCGAACAGAUCCAGGAGGCCCAUGCCACCGAGCUGAAGCUUAGCGCACAGAUCCAAGAGCUGAAGGAUCAGUAUCACUACAGGAACAGCAGCCUGCAGGAACAUGUCAACAGCCUGGAGUCCAUCAAAACAGAACUCAACCUCACCACGGGCAAGCGACAAGAGCUGGAGCGCCGCCUGCAACACGCUCAGGAGGAGAAGGAAAGCCUCACCUCAUCGCUGGAGGAGUCCUCCGACAGAAUUCAUAUGCUGGAGCGCCAUGCCCGCGAACAGGAAACAAAAUUAGAGACCACCUUACAAGCACUGGAACGCUCCCAGCGCGAAAACAAUGUACUCAGUGAACGUUUGGGUGCCGACACAAACUCGGGCACACCGGGCCGGAAGAGUCUGCAAUUCGAAAUGGAAUGCGACGAGGACGAUGGCAGUUAUACGGAAACGGGGAAGCCCAACCAUAUGUGGGUGGAAGCCCGAUCUGUCUACAUACAACUUAAGUCCCUUGUGGAUUCCCUGAAAGUGAGCAACGACGAUGACUCAGGUCUCAAUUCCGACAUAUCGCUGGAACUGGAGUCAAUGGACAACACCAUUUCGAGCUCAGAGCGUCACGAAGAUGGGCACCUAGCUGUCGAAUUCCGUCAAGGCAUGCUUUCGUCUAUGUCCGACGAGCUGACUCGGCUGCUGCUAAACCUGGACGCCGGUAAUUUCAAGAAGAUGCUGGACCAGACGCGCAACCUGGUACUGGAGCAAGAGGACGAAAUCAAACGCAGUCAUCAGUUAAUUCAGCAGUUAGAGGCCAAGGUUACGGUGACGGAUGUAGAACUGCAGAAUGUCAAGGAGGAAAGGGAUCAGGCCCGUGGAGAUCUGGAAGACAACACGGAUCGGGAUGAACUGCUAUCCAAGGCGCAGACAGAACGGGAUGCGGCCAACGAUAGACGCACCAAGGCCGAAGUGGAGUUGGCCAAAACGCGAGUGGAACUGAUGCAGGCCAAUAGCCAACUGCUAGAGUCUAUUCAGCAGAAGGUGGAGCUGUCACAGCAGUUAGAACAGUGGCAGAUGGAUAUGCACGAACUGAUCGACGAACAGAUGCGUUCCAAGCUUAUCAACAACCGGCGAGCGAUGGCCGCCGAAUCAUCCGCCCCAUCGCCACCUAGCAGUGCCGCUGCCAAUCUGGCCAAGCGUGUAACAAGCUAUAAGCUCUGGAGUUUAUUUCAGCGGUAAUUGGACGAACCUCACGACCCGCUGGAAGGUCUAUGCCACCCUACUGUUCUUAAUGUAGGACGGAUCUACAUACAUAUAUAUUUUUAAUAUUUAUAUUUAUACAAAACACAACAACACACACAAAUCGGAGAACCUAGGCAUUAUAGGUAUUGUACUUUAUUGUUAUUUGUAUACUGGAAGCAUUGCCCUUCUUCUGUUCGUAGUGAAAUCUAUCUAAUUACGCUUUAUUAAUUUUAAACACUUACCGCAUAUUGGAUAUGAUUAUUGUACCUAUUGUAAUUACUGUAAUGUAACCGUACUUGUACCUAUGUUUAAACUUUAAACACAAAUUGUCUAAGCAAACGCUUUGCGCCUCUAUUAUCUCUCUAUUUAGUUUGUCCAGAAUUGUUCUAAAACUCCCAAUAUGGACCCCACAAGUAAUCCAUAAAUCAGUUUUUUAAAUAUUCACGGACUACUUGUUGGGUCCGUUUCGGUCUAAUCUGUUAACUGAUAAUCAAAAAUCAAAAAAAAAAAAUGGAAACAUAUCGCGCCUUUAUGUUGGGGGGCUUGAAAAGCCUCCUCUUCUACGGGAGAAACUGUUGCGAUUCAUCAAAAUCAAAAUGUGAAAUGAAAAUCAAAAUCUGUACGUAAGCAAAUAUAAUGUGUAAGCAAGGCAUUUAUGUUAUAGCAAAUAGAAAUAUUCAUCAUGCUGGCAAUCGGAAUGGGCGCAGGAUAUGUUAAAAACUGUGCAACAGACAAAACUUGCCUUAAUGAACGGACAAUGAAAUUUUAGAUUGUUUAAAUAACAUAACUUACCAAUAAACUUACGAUUAUACCACAA
This is a messenger RNA of Drosophila eugracilis, 3272 nucleotides long. RefSeq names its product bicaudal D-related protein homolog. Bases 596 to 2452 code for a protein of 618 amino acids. Lineage: Eukaryota; Metazoa; Arthropoda; Insecta; Diptera; Drosophilidae. The transcript has 7 exons. The record is from RefSeq and is a predicted model, not a curated record.